Paramecium sonneborni is the source of this 503-nucleotide messenger RNA. The record is from the annotation of a GenBank genome assembly. Lineage: Eukaryota; Ciliophora; Oligohymenophorea; Peniculida; Parameciidae.
AUGCUGUUAUAAGAUCAUUAAAAUUAUAGGACUCUUUUAAUCAAUCAUCUCUAUAAGGACAUUUUAUCUCGAAAUUAACAAAUGUAGCUUCAUAUUAUGUAAAAAAAUCAAAACAAGCUGAGUGUCUAUUACAUGGAAAUGCUUUUGCGUCAAUUACAUCACAUAAACAAAUUGGACAAGUUUAAGGAUUUUAUAAAGGCAAUGGUGUCAAUCUUUUACGUAAUUUUAUUUAAAGACGUCUCAUUUUAAUUAUAAGAAAUUUAGGUACUUUACAACAAAGCCAACAAAUAAAUAAAUAUAACAAUUACAAGAAAAUUGUUAAUAUUUUAAACAUCUGAAUUAUGAAUGAAACUAUUAUACAAAUAAAGCAAAUGCAAAUAAGCACAAAAGGUAAACUAGCUCUUAUUCUGUAAUUAUCAUUACAUUAAUAUGACUUUAUAGCGUGACAUUCAUUCAAACAAUUUUCAUAUAAACAUGAAGAACAUGAAUUCUCAAUAGGCAAG